Triplophysa rosa is the source of this 3838-nucleotide messenger RNA. It is a transcript of the gene nr2f1b, whose product is annotated as nuclear receptor subfamily 2, group F, member 1b. NCBI's taxonomy places the organism in Eukaryota, Metazoa, Chordata, Actinopteri, Cypriniformes, Nemacheilidae. Gene Ontology annotation, biological process: negative regulation of transcription by RNA polymerase II; positive regulation of transcription by RNA polymerase II; anatomical structure development. The record is from RefSeq and is a predicted model, not a curated record. Gene Ontology annotation, molecular function: zinc ion binding; RNA polymerase II cis-regulatory region sequence-specific DNA binding; nuclear receptor activity. The transcript has 3 exons. The coding region runs from base 635 to 1846 and encodes 403 amino acids.
UUCUGUAGAUGUGCUCAUCCAAAAGGAGAUUGCAAAAGAAUAAAAGUCUCAGUCUAUAAAGAGUGACUUCGGUGAGAUGCGCGUAACUGCAUCCACAUCCACGCGCCUUUGUGAGGAUGCGAGUCAAAUGACCAAUCACACAGAGCGCUGAAGCUUAAAGGAGCCUCCCACUUCUGUGCUUUAAUACCUGAUGGGGUCCAUUAUACAGAUCAUUCAACAGACCACCGCUGGAGCGCUCAGGAUCGGCGGUCACCCCCAUUUUAACACCUCAUCUGGAUUAGUCCGACUGUGAGGAUAUCCACGCUGAUUCAAAUCAAGGCUGCGAGAUCAAAUAAGAUCUUCCCUUCAUGUGUGUCAGUCGUGUGCACGGAAGGUUUCCAGCACUGCGUCUUCGCUCCGCAUGGAUCUGAUUAACUUGGCGUUUCCGACGGUCCCUUUUACGCACGAAGACAUCACGAACACGGCGCUCCUCAAGUCUGCUUGAUUCCUGAUGUACAGUCUGCGCUUGCUCUGGUCUUGUUGGACUCGCAUCCUCAUCGAGCGUUUCCCAUCUCUUGGCUCUUCUGCAUGGAUAAGACGUUGUUCUGGGGAGAACGCGUAAAAGAUUCAGGACACACACAAUCGCAGUCCAGCCAUGGCUAUGGUGGUGAGUGCGUGGAGGGACCCGCAGGAGGAAUCGGUACCAGAGGGGUCCCUGGAUGAUCAGACCGGACCGCGGAGAGACCCCCACAACAACAACAACAACCGGGUGAGCGCAGCCUCUCCAAACACUGCAGAGUCAUCCGCGGACGAUAAAGGACAGACAUCAUCUCAGAGUCAGCAGCAGCACAUUGAAUGUGUGGUGUGCGGGGACAAAUCCAGCGGGAAACAUUACGGCCAGUUCACGUGCGAGGGCUGCAAAAGUUUCUUCAAGCGAAGCGUUCGGCGGAAUUUAACGUACACGUGCCGCGCCAACAGAACCUGCCCGGUGGAUCAGCACCACAGGAACCAGUGCCAGUACUGCCGACUGAAGAAAUGCCUGAAAGUGGGAAUGAGACGAGAAGCGGUUCAGCGAGGACGAAUGGCCCCAAACCAGCCGAACCCGGGCCAUUACAUGCUGACCAACGGAGACCCGCUGAACGGCCAGUGUUACCUGUCCGGAUACAUCUCUCUCCUGCUCCGGGCCGAGUCAUAUCCCGCCUCCCGAUACGGGAACCAGUGCAUGCAGUCGGGUAACAUCAUGAGCAUCGAGAACAUCUGCGAGCUGGCGGCCCGUCUGCUCUUCAGUGCGGUGGAAUGGGCCAAGAACAUCCCUUUCUUUCCCGACCUCCAGAUAACGGAUCAAGUGUCUCUGCUCAGACUCACCUGGAGCGAGCUUUUCGUCCUGAACGCGGCCCAGUGCUCCAUGCCCAUCCACGUGGCCCCUCUUCUCGCCGCCGCCGGACUCCACGCGUCGCCGAUGUCCGCGGACCGGGUGGUGGCUUUUAUGGAUCAUAUCCGUUUCUUCCAGGAACAGGUGGAGAAACUCAAGGCCCUACAGGUGGAUUCCGCCGAAUACAGCUGCGCCAAAGCGAUAGUGCUGUUCACAUCAGAUGCAUGCGGUCUUUCAGACGUGCCGCACAUUGAAGGCCUGCAGGAGAAAUCCCAGUGCGCGCUGGAGGAGUACGUGAGGAGUCAGUACCCGAAUCAACCCAUGCGCUUCGGCAAGCUUCUGUUGAGACUCCCUGCGCUUCGGAUGGUCUCCUCCUCCGUCAUUGAACAGCUUUUCUUCGUUCGUCUGGUGGGUAAAACGCCGAUUGAAACUCUUAUUAGGGACAUGCUGUUAUCUGGGAGCAGUUUCAACUGGCCCUACAUGUCCAUUCAGUGACUCUACUGAGGAGGAUGAGGAGGGACAUGCGGCGAACAUAUGAAGAGCAGACAAAACUGAAGAGCACUGAAAGACGAAACUCAUCUCUUACUGUCAGUUUAUAUAGAAAUGAUAUUUGUUUUGUGAAAAUGUGAAGCUUAAGCUCUCUCUCUCUCUCUCUCUCUUUCUCUCUGUAGUGCCAUACAUUCUCGAAAAAAAUAUUUGCUUUAACAGUGUAAUUGUCCAUUUACAAAAUUCGUAUCAAAUGCCAUCAAAAUAACUCAAAUAAAUCGCUAUUGGUGGUUCCCUCUUUUUAAAACGUCACAACAAAACGUUUAUUGUAGCUGAGAAAGACAAUGGAUUUAUCAAAUAUUUAUUUCACUGUAUUUAUUUCCCUGCUUAUAAACCUCCUGUGAUCUAAACAAUCAACUCCAGCACUUAUUCCAUGCUUUUCUGAGGUUAAAAGAAAUCUUAAUCAUUUUUUUUCUCUUACACGUGACUAAAAUCUUUUAAUUUGCAGAUGGUUAUUUGACUGUUCGAUUUGAUGUUCAGUGCAACAUUUGAUUAAACAAUUUCCAUUCAUCAUUUCGUGCGUAAAUGUGCUCUUAUUUCUACUUUUCCCCAAUAAAUGAGCUUUCUCAAUCCCCCGAAAACAAACGCAUGUUUAUGUUUGUAAAGCUACUGUUCCGUCAUGUUCAAAAUGUUUGAACUGUUUGUUUUAAAGUGUUUAAAUCUUCAUAGAAAUUACGAACGUUCAAUGCAAAGGAAAUGAGGGAGGAGACGCAUCGAGUUUUAGAAUAUAUUAUUGGGAUAUAUAAAAACAUGACAAUUAGCUUUACUUUAGUUUAUCAUUUAUUGUACUCAUGCUUUAAAAUACUUGUCAAAAAACCGAUACUAUUCGCUGUUAUUUGUAAAGUACGUCGUAAUCACACACAAGCAUCAUUCACAAAUCUAUUUACGCCUUCGCUUGCGAUUACACAUUUAGGCUAUCCAAAUAAAUGACUCAACAAUUAACCAUCUUUAACAACAUAACUCUCAAAUUACGGAAUGAUCCGGGAUAUAACUACGGGCUAUAAAAAUCAUCUCUUUUAUAAGCGAUCACACUUAUGUGGAGUCUAGCAAACAUUAGUUUUGAUCGUGAUGACCGUGAAUGUUCGUCUUACAGCUACAUUUGCUUAUUCCUUAUGCAUUUUACGAUUGUAGAAAUUAUUUUUUAAAUUCUUGAAAUAUAUUUUCUGUUUCCUUUGAUGUUUGUAACAGGUAUCUAAUUCAGUUGGUAUAAUAUUGGCUAAAAGCGAUUGUUGCGUUUUCAAAUAUCUACAAUCUCGCUUUAAUUCAUCGUAAUAUAUUAUAAUUCAUCAUCUUUAAAACGUCGCAACAUUUUUUUCCUUAAUUACAAAACGUGUUGAGACAGAAACAUUUGAGAAGCCUUUUUAAGAGUAGGCUACCAUAAAAAUACAAAUUUGUGUUACAAAUGGAACAAACAGAACAACACAUUUUCUGUAGAUUUGUAACUUUUACUGUAUUAAUUCAGAUGAUAAAUUAGCAUGAUUGAAAAGCACUUUCAUUGAUCAACGGGAUUUAUUAGACCUGUCUACUAUUAUUCUAAUGUGGAGUAUUUAAACAAACAUGUAAAAGAAAAUGUAAGGAACACAUCAGUUGUUUUAGAAAGUGUUCAACAGGGCAGAUAAAAAACGGCAUAUGCUAAAUUGUUUAUUAAAUAAAUAGAUUAUAGGUUACACAAUUUAAAGAUGAUCAGUCAUUUGCAUUUUUUUGUCACCUUUUAUUAUUAUGAUUGUAUUAAUAUAACAGUUUCCCAAAUUCCUAAAAGCUGUAUUUAUAUAUUGUUUGGUUUGGUUUGAGCUAUAAUACAGACACAUAACUGUUCCCGAAAAUAACAGAACCUCAAAUAAAAAUGUCCCCAGGUGCAGAAAGCAAAUAAGCAAAUGCAAUGUAUUGAAUGUAUUCAUGGGCAGCCUUAAAUAAAACAAUAGAACUAUAUAUGGUAUGUUC